UAGAUAUACUGCAAUCAUGUUUCCUCUUCGUCCACGUUCAAAACUGAAGACAGUUAUUUGUGCGAUUGUAGCUAUUUGGUUAAUUUCGUUUGCAAUUGGAUUGCCUGGUUUAAUUGUAGCUACGGUUUAUCCAAAAAACUUAUCAAACUUACAAAAUAUAGCAAAUAGUACAGAUUUACUUGUUGUGGUGAAACAAAUCUCGGUUAACUCACCUGAUCAAUAUGUUUCAAAUGAUUGUAUUCUUAACUGGUCAUCAGAGUGGUCUGAAGCGUACGAUUAUACACUUUUUGUGUUAAUGUAUGUUCUUCCUCUUAUCAUACUUGCCACAACUUAUAUUCCAAUAUCAAUUCAUUUAUGGUUUCAUAGAGGACUUGGUGAAGUCACUAGGGCACAAGCCCAAAAUGUUCAGUCGAAAAGACGAGCAGUGAAAAUGUUAUGUGCAGUUAUGUUGAUAUUUGCAAUCUGUUGGCUUCCAUAUCAAUUAUUUUUCAUUCUGUUACAAUUAAGUCCAACAAUUAAAAGUAGUCAUAGUUUACCAAUUAUAUUUAUAUGUUGUUAUUGGUUAGCAAUGAGUAAUUCAAUGUACAAUCCAAUUAUAUAUGUUCUAAUGAAUAAAAAGUUUCGUAAAGGAUUUUAUUCAGCAUUUUCAUGUUUCCCUUAUUGUCGUGAAUACAUUAAAAAAGACAAGAAGAUUAGAACGACUGCGACAUCAAUUCGUACAUCACAAGUUUGAAUAUGAAAUAUUCUUAAUGGUUAUUCAGUGGAAUAUUCCAUUUCAUCAUUUUUACAUAUCACGAUGAUGUAAUAAUGGACUAUAUUGGAUUAUGUUUCGAAUAUCUCAAUACAUGUUAUGUUAUGGUGAGAUAUAAUAAUGGACGUACGAUUUCUGUUGUGAAUUACGAGAAUUAAUAAAGAAAGACAAGUUCAUAUUCUAUUAUGCAUAAACUUAGACAAAUUGAACCAUAUUACACAGUUAAACUAAUUAUAUAAAAUGUGAUUUUACAUGUCUAUUUCUCUCUGUUAUUAAAUAUACAUAUUUAAAUUUAA
This is a messenger RNA of Schistosoma margrebowiei, 1047 nucleotides long. The record is from the annotation of a GenBank genome assembly. Lineage: Eukaryota; Metazoa; Platyhelminthes; Trematoda; Strigeidida; Schistosomatidae.